Messenger RNA from Rhineura floridana, 3786 nucleotides. It is a transcript of the gene PRDM14, whose product is annotated as PR/SET domain 14. Gene Ontology annotation, biological process: regulation of transcription by RNA polymerase II. The record is from RefSeq and is a predicted model, not a curated record. The coding region runs from base 201 to 1871 and encodes 556 amino acids. Lineage: Eukaryota; Metazoa; Chordata; Lepidosauria; Squamata; Rhineuridae. The transcript is spliced from 8 exons. Gene Ontology annotation, molecular function: protein binding; RNA polymerase II transcription regulatory region sequence-specific DNA binding. Gene Ontology annotation, cellular component: nucleus.
GUCUAUUCAGAAGCCAGACCCUUUGAGACCAAUAGGACUUACCACCGCCUUACUCUUGUCAUGAGCCACCAAAUUCUCAUUUGUACAUACAGUUAGUGUUUUCAAGAAUCCAUGUUGCCAAACGGGAAAAGGUUCAGGAGGUGAUGGCAAGUCACGGAAAAAAACCUUGACAAGGAAAGGCUGAAGGGAACUAAGCACGUAUGGCGGGUAUACAAAAAUGGAGACUGGGCUGCAAUCCUACGGUGGGAGGAAGAUGGCGAUCCAAUGUGGGAGUUCCCGCGCUUUUCCUUGCUCCCGGCACUUCUAUGGCCGCUUCACUGCCGGGAAGCAGCUCCGUCUCCAAAGAGCCCAGCGGGGGAGAUACCGGCAGCGAGUCCUUGCUGCUGCUGCUGCGGAGCUGUCCGGCCAGGCCCGACACCACCUCCUUCCUGCCACCGCCGCGUUUUCUGGAGGCCCUGCCCUCAGCGGGCCCUUUCCAGCCCCGGACCAUAACAGCUGGAGGACCGAGUCCCGGCUCGCUUCACCUGGCGCCCUUCCCCUUCUCGGGCCUGCCCGCUGUCUUCGUGGCCCCUCCGCCCGGUCUGCCUCUGCCCCGGCCCUCGCCUCUGCCCCGGCCCUUGCCGGUCCUCGCCGCGCCCUUCCCCGGGAAGCGAGACUCGCCGCGCCGGCGCAUCCCCGAGGGAGCCUCGCCCAAGAAGAGAAGCCCCGACGGAACUCAGGACUGCGAGAGGGGCCCGCCCAGCUACCACUUCACCGCCCAGGAGCUCCACGCCGUCCUUUACGGGACCAUGCCAGGCGUGAGGCAGCAGCGCGCCGCCUGUGGAGUCGGACACCCUCCCCGCAACCCGGGCGCAGUUGACGGGCAGCCGCCGCUCCUAGACAGGUCGUCUCUGCAACUCCCCGAAGGGCUGACUGUGUUGCAGACUGUCUACCAGGACGGCCCGCAGCUGGGCGUGUUCUGCACCGAAACCCUUCGGAAGGGGGUUCGUUUCGGCCCUUUCCAGGGCAAAGUGGUCAACACGAGCGAGAUCAAGACUUACGAUGACAAUUCCCUGAUGUGGGAGAUUUUUGAGGACGGCCGCUUGAGUCACUUCAUCGACGGCAAGGGCUCCUCGGGCAACUGGAUGUCCUUGGUGAACUGCGCCCGCUUCCCCGAGGAGCAGAACUUGACGGCCCUUCAGUGCCAGGGGCAGAUCUACUACGAAAGCUGCAAAGAGAUCACGCCCGGCCAAGAGCUGCUGGUCUGGUACGGGGAUUGCUACUUGCAGUUCCUCGGCAUCCCCAUCAGCCUGAAAGGAACGGCAGAAGGGAAGCCGGCCCAACAGCACAGUGAAGAGCCUGUGGAGGGCUAUAAAUGCGAGCGCUGUGGGAAGGUGUUCGCCUACAAAUACUACCGGGACAAACAUCUGAAAUACACCCGGUGCGUGGACCAAGGGGACAGGAAAUUCCCGUGCAGUCUUUGCAACCGAUCUUUUGACAAAAGAGACCGGCUGAGGAUCCACGUUCUCCAUGUCCACGAGAAGCACAGGCCUCACAAAUGUUCCAUAUGUGGUAAAAGUUUCUCUCAGUCUUCCAGCCUCAACAAGCACAUGAGGGUGCACUCUGGAGAACGACCCUAUAAAUGUGUGUACUGCAACAAGGCAUUUACAGCCUCCAGCAUCCUGCGUACCCACAUCCGCCAGCAUUCAGGAGAGAAGCCUUUUAAAUGUAGACACUGUGGCAAAACAUUUGCUUCUCAUGCUGCCCAUGACAGCCAUGUGCGGCGCACACAUGCUACUAAAAAGAAUGCCCGCACAUGUGCUCUGUGUGGCAAGAUCUUUCUAGAGGCAGAAGAAUUCCGCUUCCAUAUGAAGUUCCACACAGGCCUUUAGCCAGCAAGCUAAUGGUUGGGUCCUUCCUCACUUGUACAUCUAUGGUAUUGUGUGUUUUGUUUUAAAGAAUCUCUAGCUACCCAAUGAUCUGGAGAUGUAUGGUUGCAUAUUUACAGUUUCUCAGGGCAUGAUCUCUCCUCUUUCUUAGUACCAGGGACUAGGAACCUCCCUCCCCACCUCCUAAGGACCACAUUCCCUUGGGCUAACGUGAUCAGGGGCCAUAUAAUGGUGUCCCACAAUCUCUCCCUUGAACACUCAUGCACAAUAAUAACUUUUCCAUGCAGAUCAGCUGAGGAAGAAGGGUUAUUUUCAUUCUCAUUGCAGCACACUUAGCAAGGAGGUUUAACCCUCCCCAUGUGUUAAUGGGCCCUCCCCACUCCUCUGGUGAUAUGUGCAUCUGAGGAAUGGGAAAGUCUGCAUUUUCAACACAUUGUUCCCCCCCCCCAGCCAGUGCACUGCAGUGGGGAUGAAAACCAUCCACUGGUCCUUGGUUGAUCCCACUGUAAUCAGCUGGAGGGGUAGUUUUCAUACCCAUCCUACCUAGCAGGCCACAGUGGGAAUUACCCCUCCCCUCACCGAGCUGAUUGGAGUGGUUCAGCUGAGAAGUGGUCACUUGCUAUUGCAGCAAGCUGGGCCUGAAAACAGCUUUCCCCUCUCAGCUGAGGAUGGGGAGGACCUGCCUAGUUUUCACCUUCGUCAUGGUAUUCAAGGAGGCAUAGUGAUGGAAAUGAAAACUGGGUCCUCCUAACCACCUGAGGAAGUGGGCAUGGCUCCAGGAAAGUGCUGAGGGAAAGAGGACUGAUGGGCUCAAGGUUCCACAUGCCUUCUUUUGAUAGAAGAAUCCAGUAAAUUUGGUCCUGAGAUGCCAAAGACUUUUUAGUAACCACCUAUACCAAAUUAAAAUACAACACUCUAUUAUGGCAAAUACUUCGGCACUUCAAAAAAAAAAAGUCUUUUCUGUCAGCUUUUUAAAAAGGCAUUUAUGCAGUUUUUUCUGGGUCAUUUCUAGGAUUUUGUGCUGGUGGAAUUGUUGGAAGAUUUGUUGACUUGAGUUGUGUGUGUGUUUGCUUUUAGAGAUACUGGAUUGUAUCCAGCUGUGUCCUUCAACUGAUAAGACUUGCCUCAGCAGAGCGAGUGAAGCAAUUUUCAGCUGUUUCUUCUGCCCCCUCCCCCCAGACUGCUCUGGAGCAGGUUUAGGGGUAUUGCAGAGGGGAGGGAGAAUUGCUGGAAAUGGCCUCCUUCCCUGUUCUUGGUUCAUUUCUUUGAUUUCUGUUAUCAGUAGGGAGUGUAUCCAACACCACAGCUCCACUCACACAACAGACUUCUUGGUGUGCAAUGGAAUUUCCUUUCCUGUCUCCUCGAGCCCUCAAAAUUGGCAAUGGAAGAUUAGGGGACACUUGGAGCAGAUUUUAGGGGCACAUGGGAGGAGGAAACGGAAGUGGUGUUGGUGUGAGUAGAACUCCACUUGCACAGAAUUAGAUACAACCCCUUCAGUCUCUUUGGAAAAUUAGGAUUUUUUAAAAAUGUUCAUAAUGUUCUGCUUCAGAGGGAAAUGCAUGCCCAAGUAAUUAUUGGUACCUUCACCUUUGGGUGAUUCCCUGCUUUGAAUUGCUGUUUAGACUUAACAAACCCCACCACCUCACAAUUUGAGGGGUUAAUGUGAGAACAGCUGGAAAGAGACCUUGCAGGGCAGUAGUGUGGUGGAAAAGCUGUUUAUUUAGAAGCAGCCUUCACUUCAAGUCCUGAAACUGCUUUUUAAACAAAUACGAAGCUUAAAAGUAAUUUAGGAAUUCCGUAGGUAGACAUUCUGAAAGGAAGCAACACCUGUUAUUUUCUGUUUAGGUCCUCAUAUCUUUUGAUGUAUCAUAACACUCUGUGUGACUUAUGCCUUAUAAAUCAGUGUACUCCUAUUUUA